GCAAAGGGUAUGGUAGAUAAAAGGCAUCUCUCUAACAGUCCUUUCCUUUUCUUCCUUCCCCCAGUGCCACUGACCUGUGCCUCCACCUCACCUCUGCGCUGCCAUGGCCACGCCAGAGACGCUGCCCAUUCUUAGUGACCCAACCUACCCCAGCCCGGAGAACACCCACGGUUUUGCUCCCCGGCCAUCCCAACCCACCUCCCAGAGCACCAUGGGGAGCGUGGGCAGCGGAGUCGCCAACGACCAAGAGUUCGCCAUGAAGAGCGUGGGGACCCGGACGCAGAGCAGCGGCCGACAGACAGAGGGGCCUCGCAACGGGUACUCCACGCGGGAGAUCUCCAACCGCUACUCGGGCGAGGAGAAGACAUACAGGUCGGAGAAGGUCUCCAAUUCCCUCUAUAUCAAUGGUGACCUGCGCAAGAGCGAGAAGGUGAAGAUGGACAUCUGUGGGAACGUGACCAACAACAAUGAGAAGAACAUGCCGCCUCCUCCCCAAUACCGAGAGCCCAGUAACCCACCAAAGAUAUUGCCAAUCUCCGGCAAACUAGACCAGAGCAAUGAGCCCUUAGUUAGACCCUCAGCCUUUAAACCAGUAGUUCCUAAAAACUUCCAUUCCAUGCAGAACCUCUGCCCGCCGCAGAGCAACGGGGUGACAGAGAACAGAAAGAGCUUGAACCAUGCCAACAGCAAUAGCCCAUCCGCACCCAAAAGUGGACUCGACAAGAGCAGCCUUAACAGGACUACAAACCAAGUGGGGGGCCUUUCGGAUUCGGGCCGUAACUCGUUAACGAGCCUGCCCACGUAUGGGACAGGCUACAGCCAGCACGUGGGUCCAAUGAGCGCCUCCACGAGCCACAUCAACCGCAUCGGUACAACCUACGUGGACAAGAACAUCGUGGGAUACAACGGGAUAUCUACCUCAGACAGCGGACGGUCUUCGAGCAAGAGCACCUCUUCGUUCAACAGACUGAACCAUCUCAACGAAACGAUGCCUUUCCACUCACCUUCAACGGACGACAUCAUCCAAGACCUGGAAGAUCGGCUGUGGGAGAAGGAGCAGGAGGUCCUCCAGAUGCGAAGGAACUUGGACAAAAGCGAGGCAGCCAUCUUCCAAGUGUUCGAGGAGAAGCAGAAGAUCUGGGAGAGGGAAAUGGAGGAUUUGAGGCAAAACUAUGCCAACAAAUUGCAACAGGUCUCCAAAAAGGCGCAGCGGGCUCAGCAGGCCUUGCAGCUCCAAAUCUUCAAGCUCCAGCAGGAGAAAAAAAAACUCCAAGAUGAUAUGGGACAACUCCUCCAGCAACGAGAGGAGCUGGAGAAGAAAUUUGUGGCUUUCAAGAAGGAACAGGCUGAGUUUCUCCCAAAGAUUGAAGAGACCAAGUGGGAGGUGUGCCAGAAGGCGGGUGAGAUCUCCCUGCUCAAGCAGCAGCUGAAGGACUCCCAAGCGGACGUCUCCCAGAAGCUGAAUGAGAUCGUGGGACUGCGGACACAGCUCAAGGAAGGUAAGAACUUCCUACGGGAGAAGGAGGAGCAGAUCCUCACCCUGAAGGACUCCUACAGCUCCAAGAGCGUCAACCUGGAGAUCUGUGAGAGCGAGCUGCAGCGGAAGAUGAGCGAGGUCCAGGUGCUGAGGGAAAAACUGAACCACUGUGAGCUGGAGGUCUCCGGCCUGAAGCGGACACUUGCCAGCAUGGGACCUCCAGGGCCUUUCAGUGGGGACCUUGGUGAGAAGCUGCAGGACCCGCUGGCCUGUGAGAGCGACGAAGCCAAGAUGCAGCGGCAGAGCGAGGACAGCGUCAACACGCUGCGGAAGGAGGUGGAGCGGCUCCAGACGGAGCUGAAGCUGGAGCGGCAGCAGCGGGAGCAGCAGGUGAUGGACUUCGAGGAGGAGCGGCGCACGUGGCAAGAAGAGAAGGAGAAAGUCAUCAAGUAUCAGAAGCAGCUGCAACUGAACUACGUGGAGAUGUACCAGAAGAACCAGCUCCUGGAGCACAAGGUGAACGAGAUGAACACGAAGGCCACCAGCCCCCCGCACACCGAGGAGAAAAAACCAUGGACUCCCUCCAGACUCGAGCGAAUAGAGUCCACCGAGAUCUGAGGUGGGACCAAGACAAUACAACAUAAUUUUUUUAAUUGCUGUGCAUGUACUACCUACUCAAGCCAGUGAUCUUCCGAAGGAUAAUACGCUACCAUAGGAGCGGUGUGAGUCUGCUCGCACCAAGCUCUCUCACCCUUACUCUAUACUUCUGUGCUCUGUAGGUAAAAUAACUGUGGAUGUGCGUUGUUUUUCUAUCGAUAAUGCGACAUCUCUUUUGGUUUUUUUCCUAGUACCGCUGGUGAGGGUCAAUUGGCUCUUUUGUAAUCUGCCGUGACUGUUACUUCACUAGAGGCUGCCACCCCCUCUCCUACAAUUCACCCCUCUUCGGUUGGUUGUUUUGGAGGGUUGCAUUUGGUUUCUUUGGUUUUCCAAGCACUUACGCGCAGCAAAACAGUUCAAAGUGGCAGGUUUUUUUUUCAGGGCAUUUUUAGCCACAUUGGCUAAUGGAGCAAAGCUCUCGGGAUCAUAAGCAAACUCACUGUUCUGCAUCAAGUAUCCUGUCUAGACAGACGGUGGUCUUAGUGAAGUCAGUGGGAGGUUGGUCACUGAUUUCAGCGAAACCAGACAUAUCUCUAGCAGAUGACUCCCUCUUGCCAGCCCAUGGCUACCAUGGUUGCAAGAGGUUAGGACAUCCUUGAGGAGCAGGAUGAGCCUGUCCUGGUAACAUAAGCCAACAAGGAAUGAUCGCCCAGCAGGAGCCUCUGGAGGCUCAGGAGAGCUUGACAUAUGCUGCGUUUUCAUUUCCUUGUGAUUUCCUUCUGCAGUUCCACUUCUCUCCUGGGUUGUGACCAACGCUGGGAGCAGAAGUACCCUCCCACCUCUGCCUUGGUCCCCCUAUUCUUAUCAUAUACUCAAGCUGGCUACAGCAAGAAAAAAACCUUGGAAAUCCAGGAUAGUUUCCCUUCCCAAGAGCCCUCUUACUUCCCAAAGUCAAUGGAAACAAGGUUUGGGGAAGCCUCCAAACCUGCGGGAUGUUUAUGCAAACUGAAGCUUUAGCAAUUUGCCCAACAGUGGGCAAUUGUGCUACCCCAUUCCCAAAUGAGUGAUGCUUCGGUGCACUCUCUCGGUCCAGGGUCUACUUAAAAAAUGGCAUCCGAGCCUCACUCAGGAGUUGCAGUGAGCACAUAUCAGCAUUACCGCUAGAUUGCAACGGGGCGAGCGUUAGCCUUCAGUACAGCCGUUUCAAACAGCACCCAUAGCGAUCCCACGUGGCAUCACAUAUUCCAAGGACAGCGAUAACGCAGGCCUAGCUUAAGAAAAUAUUCAGCUACUAACUCUGAGCAUGAAAGCAGUCAUAAGAAGAGAAAAUGCUUAAGAUCACGCAAGUGCUUAUGCCCUGGCAGAAUAAUAACCAAAUCCUGUAAGGACAGUCGCCGAGAACGGUGCAGGCAUCAAAAACCAGCAUUCAGCUUUAAAAGGUGGGCAAAGUGGGUCUGGCUCUCCCUUUCACGGACACUUUUUUACUGUGAUCCACAGCAAAGAGUAAAAACUGUUGCGAAGUGGAAUUUGCACUGACUGGGCAGUGGCCAAAGGGUCAAUGCAAGUGGGAAUUCUGGCUCUUCACCCUAGGGAGCAGCUAGAAGAACAAAGCUAGAAUUAGCACUGGGAUGUCCUGGGACAUCUAUGUGAGGUGACUCCAGGGAGAGUUUCGCCAGAUUGCAUUUCAUCUGCAUACCAAGGAAGAACCUCAGGGUGUUGAGGGGCUGAAGACCUUCCAAACAAAAGCCCUGAAGCUACUCAUUUCCCAUGUUCCCUUCCCCGAAAGCUCCUCCCUCCCCAUCACCAGGUCUGACCUUCAAGUUGGGACCAAACGUUGUUGUGGUGAGCUCCAGACUGAGCAAAGAGGCUGAGCAGGAGAGAGGAGACUUCAGCUAGUCCCACCAGCUCCAGCCAAGGUCACCAGACAGUAUUACUGGGCAGGAACUGUUGGUGGCUGACAGCCAUCCCUGCAGCCAUAGAAAAUGGAGAUGUGCGAUGAGACCAGGGCAUUUCAAGAUCCCAGUUGACGGCACCCGUCUUUUCCCACCGCUUCUGCCUGUGCCUUUGGAGCUGGAGGAAGACACAACCCAUCAGUCUGGAAAACACCAGGGCAGCUCAGGCUAAGCCCCUCUCACUAGACCAGCCAUAGAAAGGGGGACUAGGUCAGGUCUGACCCCUGAAGGGUGUAGAGAUGAGUCCCACUACGAAUCCUGCAGACGCUCCAGCGCUCUUGGACGUCAGCCUGCGCACCCCACUGAGGAAGGAGUGCAGCUGCCUGCCGGUGCCACCCUGCAGCAGGCUUUGCCAUGCCAAGGGAGACACCCACAUGUGCUGCGCAAACUUACACUUGGACAGGCAAAUCCUAGAGCUUCCUCCAUUUCAUACACUGGGCCUUCAAGAUGGAGUCAAACAUCCCACAGCGUCAGGGUUGGAGAUCUGGUGUCUUGUGUCAUCUCGGCUUUCUGUGCCUCUCUUUCCACUUCAGAUAAACCCACGCCGUCUUCCUUCACAAAGCAGCUGUGAGGCAUCUGUGCUUGUGAAGGGCUUUGCAGUCCUUGGGCAAAAGGGAAAAGCAUGGAGAAAUUGCAAGAGGCUUAGUCUCAGAUGGUCGUAUGGUGUUUUUGAGGCCACCACAUGAAAAGCAAACACAACAGCAAGUGCCCUCACCGCAAGAUGAGUCCAAUAACCUGGAGGGUCAUUUCCACCUUUGCUCCUCCUGGCUCCACUGACGUUGGUUUCCCACUAACCAUCGCAGGAAUCAGCGUUUCAGUCGGUGGUUGAAUAACACCCAGAGUGAUUGAGUUUCAAGGAUCUGCUGUUGAGGAGGUGUAGAGCACAAUUCCCCGCUGCGUUAACACCCAAGAGGAAUGGACACCGGCAUCACCCUGUGGGACACCUUCUCACCAGAACUCCUUGCUAAUCCAUGGGCAGGAGAAGCAGGGGCUUGUCUGGCCUCCCCACAUACCUGGAUCCAGUCAGCAGCAGUCAGCCAAGCCCUCCAGCAUACCAGGUUUGCUCCGUCAUCUUCUUCCUAGAUCUUUUUUGCAGUGGUGCCAGGAAUGAGUGUGUCUUGAUGGACCCAGUGAAACCUGGAGGCAUAUGGGUUUGUCUGACUGCUGGAGGGUGCUGGACUGCCCAGGGACUCAAUGGCCUCACAGUGCAUCCAUCAGGGACUGCAGAGCUCCUUGGGAUGGAGCAGGACCUUGGAGGAGGAAAGGUACACUCCCUUCACCUUCUUCUUCACUGCAUCACUUUGAUCUGGAGUUUCGAUCCAGAUCUGAGCAACCUCGACUGUGGCCAUUCCCUGGAUGACAGAGCGCCUUGCAGACACCCAUCAAGACGUUGUGCUGAUGAUGGUGGUUUUCCCUCUCUUGGGAUUCGCCCAGCAUCCCCCAAGCACUCAGCUGUCCUGCAGAAACCAACCCCCUACGCUACGGUGACAUAAAAUACAGAUGUUUUUGGCAAGUACCCCAGCCAAACUGCCAGGAAGGAUUCCUGCUCUUCAGGAAUCCUCCCCACAACUGGAUGCACUGCUUCCCCUCAUGUCCCCUCCCAUGCGCUGGCACUGUGUGGCCACAUGCUGGUAACCAGUCUCUCUCGGAGGUGACUCAGCAGAGAUGGAGCAAAAUGAUGGUGAGACACCUGGGUUCCUGUUGUUUGUGCUCAGAUCUGGCCCAGAUGGGAGCUCACCUAGCUCCUUCCAGACCUUAACACUUUUACCCGCUGUCUGGAUGAAGUCUCCCAUCACAAGCUUGGUCUGCGUUGAGGCCCCGGGGUCUUAACCUUGGAGCAAGAUAGCCAAGGGGUGCCAGACUGGCGUUUUGAUGACAUAUCCUGGGAACGGCCAAGGAGGUUGACAUCUUGUCUCUUGGAGGCUCAGGCAGGGCUGAUAAAAUGUUUCCGUCCCAUGAAACUCACCUCAGAGUUUGUGCUUGACCAUAACCCAGCUGCCUCCUCCACCUUUGCUCAGCCAGCUCUGGAGCUGAUGGGAUUCAGUGGGAUGUACUGGCUCACGUGUACUUCUCCAAGUACUGCCCUCAAAAUCUUGCACGUGGUUAGUGUCUCCACUGAAACAAGAAGUCACCUCUGACUUGCCAUUGGCCAACAGCAAAAGCUGUGGUGACAAGGGUCUCAGGUCAGUUGCUCACACGUGGGGUCCAGGGACAUUAGAGAUGCUCUGGGAUACCUGAUGCAUGGGGCUGGCCAAUAUGAUCCAAGACCUAUGGGAGAGCCAGGCCAGCGGUGGGAAGACCUGGAGCAUCUCUAGUGGCGCAUCACCCAUGUGCGGGCAACCGAGUCGUGCUCCAGGCAUGUCCAUAUGGUCAUUAUAUGAGCAAACAGAGGACACUGAUCAGCUCCAGCAAUUUCCAUCCAUGAGGAUCUGGGCUAAGCAGGCCAUCCUGGGGCAAGGGAAGGUCUAAGCAGCCCCUCUUACCACUUGCUGCAAGUGGGGUUGCUUUGUUCCACCAUCAUUUCGAGGUUGGUUGCUGUCACUGUAAGACACCGACCCGGCUGAGCUAGUUCCCCUCGCGCAGCCAGCACUCCUGUCUCACCCUGGGUGUGAAAGCCGCAACCAUCGCGCGUUGUUGUGCUUCACACAGUCCCACUUAGCUUCUGCCACUGUCUCGUGGCAGCCGGCUGCACUGUUCCUGCUGUCGCUGGCGUCAUGCCGGAGGGAGAUCACCUCCGGGUUUCCGCACUUAAAAUAGGAAUCAAAUUGUUGCUCUUAUGCUGCUACGUUAUACGGAGACAAGUGUACUUGGAUGUAAAUAACAGCCCAGCUCUGUAUAUACAAUGAUUAAAUGAAGAGACAAGAAAGCUCUGUGGCUUCUAUAUUGGUGAGCGGGAUCGACAGUAGCAGCAGAUGCUGCGUUCGAACGCCGAGCGCUACGCAAGGGUGCUCAGCACCCCCUGAGCUUUUGCUGGCUGCAGUGGAAAUGGGGGGGGGCUCAGCACCUCCCAGGAAGGCAAUCCACUUGGGAUUGGCUCCGACAGAGUAGUCUGGUGUCACUCUGUCCUGCUUUGACGCUUGCUGUCAUCCCGAGCCAGGAUUUGCAGUUGCCCCCUGGUUCAGGCUGAAGUCCCCUCUGCCCAUCCUCAUGUCGCAUCAAAGCCCCUUGCAGGCAGUGGCUUCCAGCGGUGUCCCCCUUGAGCCCUGCUUGCACAUGAGCUCUGCCCAUGGAAAGGACCAACCCACCCCACUCCUGCCCCUCGCAGUGGCACUUUAUAGCUUGCUCAAGACAGCGAGCUCACAAGCAACAUGACCAAAGAUCUCCGGAGGGCAUUGGGCUGCAUGCUGGGAGCUGCCUCCCGGCUUUCCUGGGGAGGGAUGAAGCUGGUGUGGGCUGGGAAGGGGGAACAAGAGCUGGCAGGGGACAGGAGAGGGCUUGGAUUUCCCUGUGUCCCACCUAGGAACAUUUGCAGGGCCAUGAGGGGCCUUUCCUGUGCUAGAUAGGACAGGGUAGCAAGGGGUUCCUGGGUGAGCUGAUUGUCCCCAGUUGGUUACACCAGCAUCCUCCAUGGCCAUGCCGACUAGCUCCAUGCAUUGCCCAGGGAGAGCGUGGACCAGGGGCUGUUCCCAGGAGGCAGAAUGGAUGGAUGCAACUCCCCUUUUUUCUUGGAGAGAAGAGAGGAUGCAUGCCAAGCCAUUACACUCGUCUUCAGGGCCACAGGUCUCCUCUACUUCAGCAGCAGACAUUGCUACGGGGUCCAGACAAGGGCUUGUUCCGGCUCAGUGUUUUCGGGCCAGGAAAAUGUGUAUCCUGAGAGCUGGUGGUCCUGCUGGCUGCCCCUUUGGCGUCCUCUCCCCAGGUCACCCCAGGGCGUCCUCAGCACCCUCCUUACCAGGGAACCAUCUUCCGAGGCAAAGGCACCAUGGUCUUUGCUUCUCCUGCUUGGGGUGCUGAUGACAUCUCUGCUCACCUUAGCUCCAUGAAGUCUCCUGAACCUGGUCCCAGCCUUGGCAAGUGGAGCGUAGGCCAGUGGGAGAUCUGUGCUCCUCCGCCCACAGUGCUCCUGUGGAUGGGUGCUCGGGUGGGUCUAGGCCUCGGGCACAUGCCUCUUCACUGUGCCUCUGCUCCAUGGUCGUGCUAAGCCUUCUCU
Aptenodytes forsteri (emperor penguin) is the source of this 8176-nucleotide messenger RNA. It is a transcript of the gene LZTS3, whose product is annotated as leucine zipper tumor suppressor family member 3. The transcript is spliced from 3 exons. Gene Ontology annotation, biological process: regulation of dendritic spine morphogenesis. The record is from RefSeq and is a predicted model, not a curated record. Bases 104 to 2095 code for a protein of 663 amino acids. Gene Ontology annotation, cellular component: dendritic spine. NCBI's taxonomy places the organism in Eukaryota, Metazoa, Chordata, Aves, Sphenisciformes, Spheniscidae.